UGACAAAAGGUGAGUCACAUGUUACUAUUGAAAGCAACAGACUAAAUUAACAAGAAAGGAAUUUGACUGUCAUUUCCACAACGUCUGUUCGAGAGAAUCUGCAAAACCUGAAAUGGUCAAAAACACCAAUAUUCGAAUCAGUCUCCCUGCGGUUUGCUUUGUCUGGCAGAUUGCUAUGAUCAUCCUAUUUGGUGUGUUCAUCCGUUAUAAUGAGGAGUCUGACACCCAUUGGAUCGAAACACGGAAAAAGAACAAUAUUUCCACAGAUUUAGAGAAUGACUUUUACUAUAGAUAUGCAAGUUUUCAGGAUGUGCAUGUGAUGAUCUUUGUUGGUUUUGGAUUCCUCAUGACCUUUCUGAAGCGUUACAGUUUUGGUGGUGUUGGCUUUAAUUUUCUCAUCGCAGCCUUUGGCAUUCAGUGGGCUCUGCUGAUGCAAGGCUGGUUUCAUUCCCUUGACAAAGAGGACUGGAAGAUCAAAAUCGGCAUUGAGAACCUCAUCAAUGCAGAUUUCUGUGUGGCUGGUUGUCUCAUUGCAUAUGGUGCUUGUCUUGGAAAAGUCAGUCCAGUACAACUGAUGGUUCUUACUCUGUUUGGAGUCACUCUGUAUGCUGUUGAAGAGUACAUCAUUCUCAGUCUCCUUCAUGUGAGAGAUGCUGGUGGUUCCAUGGUCAUCCACACUUUUGGGGCAUAUUAUGGUUUAACCAUAUCUUGGGUCUUGUAUCGACCAUUGCUGUCUCAAAGCAACCAUUUACAACGAUCUGUAUACCACUCUGAUGUAUUUGCAAUGAUUGGCACUCUGUUUCUUUGGAUGUUCUGGCCAAGUUUUAAUUCAGCAAUUGCGGAUCAUGGAGAUGGCCAGCAUAGAGCUGCUAUAAACACUUACCUCUCACUGGCCGCAUCGGUUCUCACUACCUUUGCCCUUUCCAGUCUCUCAAAGAAAUAUGGAAAACUCGACAUGGUACAUAUUCAGAAUGCUACCUUGGCUGGUGGUGUUGCGAUGGGAACGGCUUCAGAGUUCAUGAUUACACCUUACGGCUCUCUGAUAGUGGGAUUCUGUUCGGGUAUUGUUUCCACCCUUGGAUAUGUUUUUCUGACUCCUUUUAUGGAAAAAACCUUGAAGAUACAAGAUACUUGUGGUAUACAUAACCUUCAUGCAAUGCCUGGAGUAAUUGGUGGAAUUGUUGGAGCUGUUACUGCAGCUUGUGCCAGUGAAUCAGUUUAUGGACAUGAAGGACUGAUUAAAAUGUUCGGCUUUGAGGGAAAGGUUUCUAACAGAACAGCCAGCGUCCAGGGAGGAUACCAGGCUGCAGGUCUCUUUGUAGCCAUGGCAUUUGGCCUUGUAGGUGGAGCUUUGGUUGGUGGGAUACUAAAGCUGCCAAUCUGGGGAGAUCCAACAGACAGCAACUGCUUUGAUGAUGAUAUUUACUGGGAGGUUCCCGAGGAAGAGGAUGAAAAUAUUCCUGCCUUUGGACAUCAAAACAUGCAUCAUGUAGGAAGGACACCAGAUGUACAUCACCGAAGUCAUGUGUAAGGGGGCAAAGCAACAACAGCAACCUGAAAAUUCCACAUCUAAAAGAAUGAAGAUGAAAUAGGAAUCAUGAAGGCUUCAAAGACUGAUUAGACAAGCUACUCAAUGGAAAAUUUUAAGUUUGUCACGUGACAAGAUGUGAUGUGUGUUAGUCAAUGUCAUAAUCUUCAAGAAUCUUCUGUGUAGCACCAGACUAACCAGUGCUGCCACUGCUACUUCAACAAAAACAAUUUCAAAAAGUCCUCGCGGCUUUAUUUCCUUUUUGAAUUCUUUGCAAAGAUAAGAUUACACAUCUUAUCUUUGUCUGGAAUAUAACAAUCUAUAUUGAUUCAAUUUUUUAUACUGAUAGUAAUCAUCAUAUAAUGAAUCUGUUCAGACUAAAGAAACCUUUGAAUUGUUGAAUUGAAAAACUAUGCUAAAUGCUUCAAAAGUUAGCUUAAAAACACUCCAAUAAAGUCAAUUAUUUUAUUAUUUAUCUUUAUAAAUCUUGUUGUUUUUGAAAUGUUUUUAAUGCUGAAGGAUUUUGAAUCUGUAACAGACGAUCUGCUUUGAUGGGUGGAUUAGUGUAUUUGCCUGGGGCUUCUAUUUAAACAACGUAUUGUGAGCUUCCUCCUGUCUGGAAUAAUCAGAGCAACCAAUCCAUCUAAACACUUUGGCAAAUGUACAGAUCAUUAAAUUAAUGAGUGAUCAUUCCCAUCAGAUAGCAUGCAAUCUUUAAUUUUUGGCAUGUCCUGUCACUAAAGUUGCCGCCUUCUCUUUUGUCUUCCCUAUAUCCACUCUCAGCUACUGUAUGCACAUUCCUAACAUUGAAAGAAAUGGAUUUGCGAAGCAGAAGCACUUACAAACGUGGCAACUAGGGAAAAGGAAGCAACAAGUGAGGCGUCCAUUUUAGCCGUAGACCUUGAGCUGAAACAUUUUUAGUGGUGCUCUGAUAAAAGCCAGAAAUGCUCCGUGCAGACUAGGUGUUGAUGUCUGCCCUCGAGUUUGAUAGAUGCAGACUCUAAAAUUACAGCUCUAAUGUGAUUUAAUAAUUUAUUUCAAAUAAAAUGUCAUGCAAUAAUAAUAAUAGACUUUCAAAACAUGUCAUACCUUACACUUACUUGACUUGUUUGCUGAAUUGUUUGCUAGUUAGCUCUCAUAAAUUCAUUUCUGAGUC
Danio aesculapii is the source of this 2684-nucleotide messenger RNA. RefSeq names its product Rh family, C glycoprotein, like 1 (gene rhcgl1). NCBI's taxonomy places the organism in Eukaryota, Metazoa, Chordata, Actinopteri, Cypriniformes, Danionidae. Gene Ontology annotation, biological process: ammonium homeostasis; ammonium transmembrane transport. Gene Ontology annotation, molecular function: ammonium channel activity. The record is from RefSeq and is a predicted model, not a curated record. Gene Ontology annotation, cellular component: plasma membrane. The transcript has 11 exons. The coding region runs from base 113 to 1531 and encodes 472 amino acids.